Messenger RNA from Mucor mucedo, 2608 nucleotides. RefSeq lists its product as uncharacterized. The transcript has 7 exons. The record is from RefSeq and is a predicted model, not a curated record. Lineage: Eukaryota; Fungi; Mucoromycota; Mucoromycetes; Mucorales; Mucoraceae. The coding region runs from base 54 to 2588 and encodes 844 amino acids.
CUCUCUCUCUUUUUUUUUUUUUUUUUUUAGUUUUUUAUAAAUAAAAUAAAAAAAUGUCCAUGAACCGACAAAGACCCCGUACUCGGGUAAAUAGCAGAGCCAACACUAUACCGUCAUUGUCAAAUACGACGGUCAAUACGGAAUCGACGGUAGUUGAUUUUUUACCAUCGAUUGAGGAAUCACUGCAAGACUGGCUGAGUAGGAGUAUUCCUGAUACACCGACCUCUUCUGUGGCCUGGUUACUGGAUACCUGUCGAUGCUGCCACCGAAAUGAAUGCGAGAAUUUAGAGAUACUGUCAAGUGCGAUCCGUAAACUAGAGGGGGAUUCACGUUUGGCAGCAGAAAUUGGACAAAGUCUACUUCACAAACAUGAGCAAUUUGUAUCUGAAUCGGAUGAUAUCAAAAAUGGGCUUGAGCAAGAGCUUGAAGAGUUACGUGACAAAGUACGUGAAUUGGAACAAAGUUUAACAGAUUCGGAUAAUUCUAAACAAGACUUAGUACAAGAAAAGGAUAGAUCCAUUUGGGAAAUGCAAAAGACACAAAAGAUUUUGGAUGAAACAGCUGUGGACCUGGAGACUUCAAAUCAUCGGUGUUUACAACUGGGAUCCGAACUAAAAAGUAAAAUUCAGGAACUUGAAAAAUUACGAAUAUUCAAGUUUAUGGCGCGGCAAGCUGAUAUACGAGAAGACACGUUAAGAGCAAAAUUGGAAGAUAUUAAACAAGAAUUGGCGGUUUCGAGAAAAACAGAACUAACGUUAGAAUCAAAAUAUAAAAAGUUAAAAACAAAAUAUGAAUCCAUAUGCUUUUCCUUUGAAAAAAUUAAAUUGGAUCAACAAGAAUUAGGCCCAAGCAAAGAUCAUCAACUUGACUUGGUUUGGCUAAGAGAAUCAAAUGAAAAGCUACGCAAGGACGUAUUAAAGCUUACAUCUGCUUUACUUGUUCCAAAUACUGCAGAUGAUUUGCAUAUGACCAAUCACAACAACACGAGCCAUCAUCUUAUUGAAUUGAUUAAAGAAUUAGCUUCUGCCAAUAAUAAAUUAAAAACCGAUUUACUAGACUGUAGUGACUUAUUAAUGGAGUGUCGAAAUGAUUUAUACAAUAAGCUUGAUAAACAGCAAGAUGAAAUAAUGCAUCAUGACGAUAAUAGUUGUAUUAUAAUUCAACAAGAAAAUAACAAUCAUGCACCAACAUCACAAGAUGACGAUAAAACAAGUUGGUUAAGCACCUCUGCUCCUCAGUCAAAUGAAGAAUCAAUCGUGAUCGUACCAAGACUACGAAGAACCGAAUCAAAGAGAUCAAACAAGAUAGACACUACCGUUGCUCCCUCACCGUCAUCACCACAGCCAGCCGUCUCUCUCUCCACAGAUACCCCAGCGGUCGUUCAUCAUCACUACCACUAUUAUAUGAAGAAUAAGCUGAUGGCUGAAAAAGGCAAAUUAAGAAAGUCAGCAGAGAUAAAGAACGGAGAGAAACCACCUGCCACCCUCUCACCUUCCACCUCGUCCAAGUCAGUUAAAUUGGACUCUAGUUCACCCUUUCGACAGUUAUACCAUCAAGUGACAAUGGUAUUACAACGACUUCAACAGACGGAUAUCCGAGCCUUAAAUAGAAGAUUGCGACGUGCAUUUGAUAUAUUAGAAUUAAGCAGUAUGAGCAACUCAAUUAUAGAGAAUAUUGUGACGGAUGUGGAUGGGUUGCGAACACGAUUUUUAUGGAUCGAAGAUUGCCACCAAUUAGUGAAGCAAGAAUCGUGGAUUCAUGAUAUUUCCAUGCUGGAGUUUUUCCCCAUCAUCGGACUUGUGCAGGACAUGUUAAAGGAGAUUGGUCAGCUUAGGACAACAAUGAAUGAUUUACAGGUCGAAUAUGUGAAAAAAGUCGAGGAAAGCGACACAAGAUUAGAGGAAGAAAUUCUGAGAAAGCAGCAAGAGAAACAACAAAGAAUCGUAUUAAACACUUAUAAAAAGACCACACUCUCUUCAUGGCUAUCCAAUGUAUUUCAACGUAAGCAAGGGGAAGGUCAUCAAGUAUCAUCACCACAGCAACAACAACAACAACAACAGGAUACCAAUACAAGGUUUAUUAUCAAUAACACCAGCGAUAUCAGUAUUACGACCACCCAUCAUCCUUCUUCUGUCCAUCCUCUAUCGACAGUGAAUACAGAAAAGUCCAACAUGAUUGCGAUUAUACGGCGAAAGAAGAGUGAUAUUGAUAGACAUGGACCUCCUUCGAGUUUUCCGACGAGGUCACCUGCAGUUGCCAUUGGAAAUGAAAAGAAUAAACGUAGGUCGACAGCGACGCAUAUCUCAACGCAGGUGUCUACUUCAUCGCCUUCUUCCAACCCUACGCCAGCAGGAUCUGUCACACCCAAGCCCUUCCCAUUGACCUUGAGAGCCUCACAAAGUGCGGGAACCGUAAGAAGGUCAAAAUCCAUGCAAGCACCAGCAUUAGAUUACGUUGUGCGAAGAAAAAGAUCCACGUUAGGUCUGAGUUCUUCUUCUUCUACUGAUUAUGAUUUAAUGCUUACCCCACAAACCACUUCUCCAGACAUGACCGGUACAUUUGCUACAAGUUGGUUAGGCAAUAAAUAAUUAUAGCGCAUUGACCCUUU